AUGGCUGAAGACGAGGACGCCGAGAUCGCCUCGCACCAGCAGGUGUUUGACACCGCCGAGCUACUGGAGCAGAUUCUGCUGGCGCUACCACUCAAAGACCUUCUACUCGACCAGUGCGUUUGCAAGACUUGGAAGAAUUGCGUUGACAAUUCGAUCAAGCUGCAGAGGGGACUGUUCUUUCGACCUGCUGGAGAGAUGGCGGUGGAGGAGUACGAGUUUGACAUGCGACGAUUCGGCUUUGUCCUGCCCCGUUACGAGACACGCUAUCGGGUGUCGACCAGAGUCUGCUUCAUCAACCCCAUCCUCGUGACCAAGCUCGGAUACGAUGGGAUCGCACACCUCAUCGUCGGCGAACUUGACGAGACGGAGUUGCCCUCGAGCUUGCUACACCCCCAAGCAUCAUGGCGCCGCAUGUUGGCCAUACAGCCUCCUUUACCUGCAAUCAUGCUGGAAGGUCCACCCGACAUGGUCGCCACGCGAGUCGACGGUUGUUUGGCGAUCUGGAGAGGCAGCUGA
Molecule: messenger RNA, 516 nt
Organism: Zasmidium cellare ATCC 36951
Lineage: Eukaryota; Fungi; Ascomycota; Dothideomycetes; Mycosphaerellales; Mycosphaerellaceae
Exons: 3
Coding region: 1-516 (171 amino acids)
Molecular function (GO): protein binding
Source: RefSeq, a predicted model, not a curated record